AUGCACGACGAUACGUGGUCGGGAAUGUACACCACCACCACCGUCGAAGGCCCGAACCAUCCCGUGUACCCUGUGAACGUAUUCUCCGCCAACCCGACGCUGGCUCACGUUGACUACGAGAUGGCCAACUGGUAUAGCUCGACUCGUGCACAGAACCGGUUCACCCAAAUUCCCAUUUGCUCCAAGCGAACAACGACCGGAUUCCUGACCCUGGCUGACCGCGAGUUUAAGGAAACGAAGCAUGGCGAUACCAUUCGGUCGAAAACCAUUGCCUCGCGCGACGAGCUGAUCGAAUUGCUCCGGACAACCUUCGAGCUGGAGCCGCCCACGCUGACUGGCACAGCCGUAACAUCGUCGACAAAUCAACACUAGUAGUAAUUGCUGAUGGCUUGAAUGCUACUGGUAUAAUGUAUGGAGGACGGGCUGAGUUCGCG
This is a messenger RNA of Aphanomyces astaci, 434 nucleotides long. RefSeq lists its product as hypothetical. Gene Ontology annotation, molecular function: acetyltransferase activity. Bases 1 to 372 code for a protein of 123 amino acids. The transcript is spliced from 2 exons. The record is from RefSeq and is a predicted model, not a curated record. NCBI's taxonomy places the organism in Eukaryota, Oomycota, Saprolegniomycetes, Saprolegniales, Verrucalvaceae.